This is a messenger RNA of Jaculus jaculus (lesser Egyptian jerboa), 1518 nucleotides long. It is a transcript of the gene Tbx6, whose product is annotated as T-box transcription factor 6. The record is from RefSeq and is a predicted model, not a curated record. Gene Ontology annotation, biological process: cell fate specification; regulation of transcription by RNA polymerase II; heart looping. The transcript is spliced from 8 exons. Gene Ontology annotation, molecular function: RNA polymerase II cis-regulatory region sequence-specific DNA binding; DNA-binding transcription factor activity, RNA polymerase II-specific. Gene Ontology annotation, cellular component: nucleus. NCBI's taxonomy places the organism in Eukaryota, Metazoa, Chordata, Mammalia, Rodentia, Dipodidae. Bases 60 to 1361 code for a protein of 433 amino acids.
AGGGGACAUCUCAAACCUGAGGACUAGCAACGUGAUCCGAAGCCAGAGGAAACUACAACAUGUACCAUCCACGAGAAUUAUACCCCUCCCUGGGGACUGGCUAUCGUCUGGGGCACCCCCAGCCUGGGGCAGACUCCAGCUUUCCGCCUGCCCUGGCAGAGGGCUACCGCUACCCUGAUCUGGAUACCACAAAACUGGAUUGCUUCCUCUCUGGGAUUGAGGCAACGCCCCGUCCCCUGGCCGCGCCGCCUCCUCUGCCCCUUCUGCCCCCAGCCCUGGGCACUGAGGCAGCCCCGCCAGCUCCAGAGGCUCUUCAUUCCUUUCCUGGGGUCAGCCUGAGCCUGGAGAACCAGGAACUCUGGAAAGAGUUCAGCGCUGUGGGGACAGAGAUGAUCAUCACCAAGGCUGGCAGGCGCAUGUUCCCCGCUUGCAGAGUGUCAGUCACUGGUCUGGACCCAGAGGCACGCUACCUGUUCCUUCUAGAUGUGGUUCCAGUGGAUGGGGCCCGUUACCGCUGGCAGGGACAGCGUUGGGAGCCCAGUGGCAAGGCAGAGCCCCGCCUGCCUGAUAGAGUCUACAUCCACCCUGACUCUCCGGCCACCGGUGCCCACUGGAUGCGGCAGCCUGUGUCUUUCCAUCGUGUUAAGCUCACCAACAGCACGCUGGACCCCCAUGGCCACCUGAUCUUGCACUCCAUGCACAAGUACCAGCCCCGCAUUCAUCUGGUGCGAGCUGCCCAGCUCUGCAGCCAGCACUGGGGGGGUGUGGCCUCCUUCCGCUUCCCAGAGACUACAUUCAUCUCUGUGACAGCCUACCAGAACCCACGGAUCACACAACUGAAGAUUGCAGCCAAUCCUUUUGCCAAAGGCUUCCGGGAGAAUGGCAGAAACUGUAAGAGGGAGCGAGAUGCCCGUGUGAAGAGGAAGCUUCGGGGUCCAGAGCCAGUAGUCACAAAGGCCUAUGGGAAUGAGGAUACACCAGGGGGUCCCUGUGACUCCACCCUGGCUGGGGACAUUCGUGAUUCAGAUCCAGAACAGACCUCAGUUCCCCGGGAAGCUGCCCCAGCUCCUCCAUGUGGCGGGCCCAGCGCUGAGGCCUACCUCCUGCGCCCUGCAGCCUUCCAUGGGGCCCCCAGUCACCUACCAGCCAGGAACCCCAGCUUCACUGAGCCUCCAGACUCUGGACGCCCAGCUCCCUACUCAACUGCGUUCUUGGAGCUACAGCCUGGACCAGGGGGCUCCUACCAGGCAACCCCACCGGCACCAUCCUUUGCCCCACACUUCAUCCAAGGAGGUCCCUUCCCCCUACCAUACCCAGGGCCUGGAGGUUACCUGGAUGUGGGAUCCAAACCAAUGUACUGAGCCAUGGCAGAGCGUGUGCCAUCUUCCCUCAAACUUCCAGCGCCCAUCCCCCAGGCGGGUAGUCCCCUCAUUCUCAUUCGACUGGCUCCAUCCCCCUCACCAAAUGGCUGCCUUAGGUCAGUUCCCUACCCCCCCUAGUUCACACCUUGAUCUUAUU